Molecule: messenger RNA, 495 nt
Organism: Anopheles marshallii
Lineage: Eukaryota; Metazoa; Arthropoda; Insecta; Diptera; Culicidae
Exons: 4
Coding region: 1-495 (164 amino acids)
Source: RefSeq, a predicted model, not a curated record
AUGGGUGUUCCAACAACGGUCUACAUUCAUACCAACAUUUACAACUACAGCAAUAAGUAUAAGAACCUAGAUCGCUUCCAAAAUGAUGUGAAACAGUUCUUGAGUGAAUAUGACAGGAUCGUGUUGCACAAGGAUUUGUACAAACUAGUUUUCAAGAGCUAUCUGCGUGAGAUUCGCUCGAAGGUGAAGAUAUUGUUGAACAAAUUCGAAGCAACACCUCUGGACGAUGGUAGUACACGUUCGGAGAAGGAAAUGAUGUGCUGUGGACUAAGGUUUACUGAUAAUGAGCAAUUCCGUAAGCAUUAUAAAGCUAUUCACAAUGAAGCUUUCCUCGUCUACCCGAACAUGCUGGAGCUAAAAUCUGCAUUCGCCAAGUUGGACCAUAUGCGGCAUCGUUUGGACGAGUACACCCGAUUUGGCAAAGAGUACACCUGUACCAUGCUGGUAGACUUAAAGAGAAUAGCGAAAAAGAUCUCUUGUACCUUGAAGUUUUAA